Molecule: messenger RNA, 2871 nt
Organism: Tribolium madens (black flour beetle)
Lineage: Eukaryota; Metazoa; Arthropoda; Insecta; Coleoptera; Tenebrionidae
Gene: Ir25a
Product: ionotropic receptor 25a
Exons: 9
Coding region: 65-2803 (912 amino acids)
Biological process (GO): synaptic transmission, glutamatergic; modulation of chemical synaptic transmission; monoatomic ion transport
Cellular component (GO): plasma membrane; postsynaptic membrane
Molecular function (GO): glutamate-gated receptor activity; transmitter-gated monoatomic ion channel activity involved in regulation of postsynaptic membrane potential
Source: RefSeq, a predicted model, not a curated record
GCUUUUUUUGACGCAAAGCUUCGAUUAAACCAUUUCAUAAAGCUUCCUCAAUAAUGUAUACAAAAUGCUCACACUCACAUUAACUGUUUUUUUAAAUUUUGCGAUUUUGACAAAAGGGCAAACCACACAAAAUAUCAACGUUUUGUUUGUGAACGAGGAGGGUAAUCUAGUGGCCGAGAAAGCCGUCGAUGUUGCCACCAAUUACAUCAAGAAAAAUAACAAACUGGGGGUCAAUGCCGACCCUGUCAAGGUGGUGGGGAACAGGACCGAUGCUUCAGGACUCCUGGAUUCACUGUGUAGCAGUUAUAACGACAUGUUGUCAAAUUCCAUGAACCCCCAUUUGGUCCUUGACACCACCAUGACAGGAUUAGCCUCAGAAACUGUAAAAUCCUUCACUGCAGCUUUGGGUUUGCCCACAAUCAGCGCGAGUUUUGGCCAAGAGGGCGAUUUGCGCCAGUGGCGUAACAUCGACGAAAACGAGAGGGAAUACCUCGUGCAAAUCUCACCCCCAGCUGACCUCAUCCCUGAAAUAAUCCGGUCUUUGGUCUUGAGUAAAAACAUCACCAAUGCGGCGAUCCUCUUUGACGAUUCUUUCGUCAUGGACCACAAAUACAAAUCAUUGCUUCAAAACGUGGCCACAAGACACGUGAUUGCGCCGAUUAAGGAGGCUGAUAAGAUCGGUGACCAAUUGCGACAACUCCGGAAACUGGAUAUUGUGAAUUUUUUCAUUUUGGGGAGUUUUGAGAAUAUUAAAAAAGUGUUGGAUGCUGCUGACAGUGUUGGGUUUUUCAAUAGGAAGUUUUCUUGGCAUGCUAUUACGCAGGAUAAGGGAGAAUUGAAGUGCAAUUGCAGAAAUGCAACGAUUACUUUGGCCAAACCUGUGAUUGAUGCACAGUUUCAGGAUCGGCUUGGGCUUAUCAAGACUUCUUAUCAYUUGAAUGCGGAACCGGAAAUUGCAGCUGCGUUUUAUUUCGAUCUGGCGCUUUACUCCUUUCUCGCCGUCAAAGAAAUGAUCGCUGACGGGGUUUGGAAACGCAACAACGCGACCAACUACAUAACCUGCGACGACUUCGAUGGGAAAAACACCCCAAAACGCGCCGGCCUAAACCUGAAAAAGUAUUUCAGCAAGGAAGUUUCAGAAACGCCAACCUAUGGUCCCAUUAGCAUCAUUUCAAACGGUUACAGUUUCAUGGAAUUUACCAUGCAGAUAAGUGCAGUGGGGGUGCGUGAAAGCUCRUCGGAUAAAUCAGUACCAUUGGGUACUUGGAAGGCGGGUUAUGAUAAUAAUUUAACCCUUGUGGACCCACAAAUUAUGAAAAAUUACACGGCUGAUGUGGUCUAUCGUGUGGUSACAGUUGAGCAAAAACCGUUCAUUAUUAAAGAUGAAACYGCRCCGAAAGGUUACAAGGGUUAUUGCAUCGAUCUCAUKCAAAGGAUAAGUGAAAUAUUAAAUUUUGAUUAUGAYAUUACCCCAGUUGGGGACCAGAAAUUCGGGAAUAUGGACGAAAAUGGGAAAUGGAAUGGUGUUGUGAGAGAAUUGAUGGAGAAAAGGGCUGAUAUUGGGCUUGGGUCAAUGUCAGUAAUGGCUGAAAGAGAAAAUGUGAUUGAUUUCACAGUCCCGUAUUAUGAUUUAGUCGGAAUUACGAUUUUAAUGAAGUUGCCCAAAACACCAACUUCGCUUUUUAAGUUUUUGACGGUGUUGGAGAACGAGGUUUGGUUGUGCAUUUUGGCCGCCUAUUUUUUCACCAGUUUCCUGAUGUGGGUCUUCGACCGCUGGAGCCCUUACAGCUACCAAAACAACCGCGAAAAAUACAAAGACGACGAAGAAAAACGCGAAUUCAACCUCAAAGAGUGUUUAUGGUUUUGUAUGACRUCCCUYACCCCCCAAGGCGGGGGCGAAGCCCCCAAAAACCUCUCAGGCCGCUUGGUCGCCGCCACUUGGUGGCUCUUCGGUUUCAUCAUAAUCGCCUCAUACACUGCAAACCUCGCCGCUUUUUUGACCGUCUCCCGUUUGGACACCCCAAUCGAGUCCUUGGACGACUUAUCCAAACAGUAUAAGAUCCAAUACGCCCCCUUAAAUGGCUCCUCAACAAUGACCUAUUUCGAACGAAUGGCAAACAUCGAAGCGAAAUUUUACGAGAUUUGGAAAGACAUGAGUUUGAAUGACAGUCUUUCMGAAGUGGAGAGGGCGAAAUUGGCGGUUUGGGAUUAUCCAGUCAGUGACAAAUACACGAAAAUGUGGCAAGCCAUGAAAGAGGCUGGUCUACCAAACACUCUAGACGAGGCUGUGAAACGGGUGAGGGAUUCGAGGUCUUCGAGCGAAGGCUUCGCCUAUUUGGGGGACGCCACUGAUAUCAGAUACCUCGAAAUCACCAGUUGUGACCUCCAAAUGGUCGGUGAGGAGUUCUCCAGGAAGCCAUACGCGAUAGCUGUCCAACAAGGCUCUCCCUUGAAAGACCAAUUCAACACUGCAAUCCUCCAYUUGCUCAAUCGGCGCGAACUUGAAAGAUUGAAAGAGAAAUGGUGGAAGAAAUGGUGGAGUAAGAACCCAGAAGCAAUGAAAUGUGAUAAACAAGAAGACCAAUCCGAUGGAAUUAGCAUUCAGAAUAUUGGAGGUGUUUUUAUUGUCAUUUUUGUGGGGAUUGGAUUGGCUUGUAUCACGCUAGCGUUUGAGUAUUGGUGGUAUAAAUACAGGAAAGGGGGGAAAGUUGUCGAUGUUCAAGGCAAACAACAUUCUGGGAUGAAAAUUAAUGAUGGGUUUCAUGCGAAAAUAAAUAAAUUGUAUCCACGUUCACGGUUUUAAAAAGUGUUAAAAGAACAUUGCACGGGUUUGUAAUGUUUGUUUGUGCACCAAAAAAACGUUUUCCAUUU